CAAUCAAUCGUUUAGACUAAAAAUGGGAGCCUACAAGUAUCUCGAGGAGUUGGCCAAGAAGAAGCAGUCUGAUGUUAUGCGCUUCUUGCUCCGCGUUCGCUGCUGGGAGUACCGUCAGUUGAAUGUCAUCCACCGCGCCUCGCGCCCCUCGCGCCCUGACAAGGCUCGUCGCUUGGGAUACAAGGCCAAGCAGGGAUAUGUCAUCUACCGUAUCCGUGUCCGCCGUGGUGGUCGCAAAAAGCCUGUUCCCAAGGGUGCUACCUAUGGCAAGCCUGGUGGACAUGGUGUGAAUCAGCUCAAGUACCAGCGUUCGCUCCAGGCCACUGCUGAGGAGCGUGUUGGCCGCAAGUGCGGUAACUUGCGUGUCCUCAACUCGUACUGGGUCAACCAGGAUUCGACCUACAAGUACUUCGAAGUCAUCUUGGUCGAUCCCUCCCACAAGGCCAUCCGUCGCGAUCCCCGUAUCAACUGGAUUGUCAACCCUGUCCACAAGCGCCGUGAGGCUCGUGGUCUUACCUCAGCCACCAAGAAGAACCGUGGUCACGGCAAGGGCCAUGGCUUCAACAAGACCAUUGGCUCUGGUCGCCGCGCCAACUGGAAGAGACGCAACACCCUCUCUCUCCGUCGCUACCGUUAAAG
Messenger RNA from Lobosporangium transversale, 639 nucleotides. RefSeq names its product 60S ribosomal protein L15. Gene Ontology annotation, biological process: cytoplasmic translation. Gene Ontology annotation, cellular component: cytosolic large ribosomal subunit; ribosome. The transcript has a single exon. Gene Ontology annotation, molecular function: RNA binding; structural constituent of ribosome. The record is from RefSeq and is a predicted model, not a curated record. NCBI's taxonomy places the organism in Eukaryota, Fungi, Mortierellomycota, Mortierellomycetes, Mortierellales, Mortierellaceae. Bases 23 to 637 code for a protein of 204 amino acids.